Messenger RNA from Triticum aestivum (bread wheat), 942 nucleotides. RefSeq names its product ubiquitin-40S ribosomal protein S27a. Lineage: Eukaryota; Viridiplantae; Streptophyta; Magnoliopsida; Poales; Poaceae. The record is from RefSeq and is a predicted model, not a curated record. The transcript has 2 exons. Gene Ontology annotation, cellular component: ribosome. The coding region runs from base 112 to 807 and encodes 231 amino acids. Gene Ontology annotation, molecular function: protein binding; structural constituent of ribosome. Gene Ontology annotation, biological process: translation.
UCCAUACCCUAGCCUCCAUUCCACCCCGCCGCCCAGCCCAAACCCAACCCCGCCGCCGCCACUGCCGUCGCCGCCGCAGCGCGCGGAGGCGACCACCCCGCCUUCGCCAAGAUGCAGAUCUUCGUGAAGACCCUGACGGGCAAGACCAUCACGCUGGAGGUGGAGUCCUCGGACACCAUCGACAACGUCAAGGCCAAGAUCCAGGACAAGGAGGGGAUCCCGCCGGACCAGCAGCGUCUCAUCUUCGCCGGCAAGCAGCUCGAGGACGGCCGCACCCUCGCCGACUACAACAUCCAGAAGGAGUCCACCCUCCACCUGGUGCUCCGCCUCCGCGGUGGCAUGCAGAUCUUCGUGAAGACCCUGACGGGUAAGACCAUCACGCUGGAGGUGGAGUCGUCGGACACCAUCGACAACGUCAAGGCCAAGAUCCAGGACAAGGAGGGGAUCCCGCCGGACCAGCAGCGCCUCAUCUUCGCCGGCAAGCAGCUCGAGGACGGCCGCACCCUCGCCGACUACAACAUCCAGAAGGAGUCCACCCUCCACCUGGUGCUCCGCCUCCGCGGUGGCGCCAAGAAGCGCAAGAAGAAGACGUACACCAAGCCCAAGAAGCAAAAGCACAAGCACAAGAAGGUGAAGCUCGCCGUCCUCCAGUUCUACAAGGUCGACGACGCCACUGGUAAGGUCACCAGGCUCAGGAAGGAGUGCCCCAACGCUGAGUGCGGCGCCGGGACCUUCAUGGCAAACCACUUCGACCGCCACUACUGCGGCAAGUGCGGCCUCACCUACGUCUACAACCAGAAGGCUUAGAGGUGGCUUGCGAUUGCUCUUCAAAUUGAACUCAUUUAUAUGUGUCCCGUUUGUCUUUGAAAACUGAAACCUUGGAGUAUUAUGUUAUCUUUCCUGGAUAUUACUGAUAUGCGAUGUGGGCUUAAAUUUUGGUCA